AUGGAUCAAUCGGCGUUCUCCAAUCUCGACUUUACAACUCUAGAAAAGAUCAAACAAGUAUUUCUAAAGAGUGCAGGGGUAUUAUGGGUGACCAGAGGCGGAAUCAUUGAACCUACGUGCCCAGAAGCUGCCCUUGCGUUCGGAUUCGCAAGAACAGCUCGUACUGAGUCGGGAGUCAGGCCAAUCAUAUCACUCGACAUCUCUGCGAAGGAGUUUCCCUUGAAAUAUCCAACAAUUGAGAUUAUUGUCAGGAUGUUGAAGUCUCGGUUUUUCCACGAAAACUUGAGCUGCGAACAUCUGGAUACCGAGUUUGCAUUGAAGGAUGGAGUGGUUUCAAUUCCUCGCAUCCUUGAAAUGGAGGAUAUGGACCAGGAAUUUGCGUAUCUAAACCAGCACGAGACACGAUCCCAGGAGGUAUUUCAGCAGCCAGAACAGCCCUUACGCUUGUCAAAGAGACAUACAAAACAUAAUAAUGCAUAUUUUACAACCGACCUUCAAGUGCGUCCACUACCAGAAGGAUAUAUCGGUAUCGAAGUGAUCGCAUUUGGUCUAAAUGAAUGUGACCUAGAAGAUAUACAAGUUGAUGACUACGAAGUGACAUCCGGGCAAGAAUGCAGUGGAAAGGUCUACGCUGUUGGUGCCGGAGUCGAGGAGUUCUGCGUGGGAGACCGUGUUGCUUGCCUUGGAGCAGGAACAUCCCGGAGUUACUAUCAUGAUCAAGCUUCGGCCUUUCAGAAGAUUCCAGAUAAUAUGUCGUACGAACUGGCGGCAGCAAUUCCAGUGCCAGUUGGCAUGGACUAG
Molecule: messenger RNA, 801 nt
Organism: Penicillium macrosclerotiorum
Lineage: Eukaryota; Fungi; Ascomycota; Eurotiomycetes; Eurotiales; Aspergillaceae
Product: Acyl transferase/acyl hydrolase/lysophospholipase
Exons: 2
Coding region: 1-801 (266 amino acids)
Biological process (GO): cellular response to oxidative stress
Cellular component (GO): cytoplasm
Molecular function (GO): quinone reductase (NADPH) activity
Source: RefSeq, a predicted model, not a curated record